Messenger RNA from Rotaria sordida, 930 nucleotides. NCBI's taxonomy places the organism in Eukaryota, Metazoa, Rotifera, Eurotatoria, Philodinida, Philodinidae. The record is from the annotation of a GenBank genome assembly.
CAAGAACCACCAGAUUUUUAUGAACGUGUUUUACAAUCAUUUGAUCGUUUGGCUAUAUAUUUUGAAAGUGUAUGUCGUGAAGAACAAGAUAUACCUGGUCCGCCAUGUGAAGAAAUAACAACAUUUCGACGAAGACUUCAACAAUUUGCAUUAUCAACUGAACAAUUGCAAUUAAUUUACUUUCGAGAAAUAACUCAAACACAUUCUCCUCAUGAACGUCUAACAAAUAAUGGUAUAAUUGUUUUUCGUACUGCAUAUGAAAUCGUCAAUGAACUUAUUACUAUUUAUGUUUAUAUUCUUUCUUGUCGAGAUUUACCAAAAAUGGAUGUUUUUGGUGCAUCAGAUCCAUAUGUUAUUCUUGAAUUAUUACCAUCAACACUUUAUCCAAAACGUCCAAAAGAAGAUAAAACGAAUACAAUAAAACGAACACUUGAUCCAGAAUUUAAUCAAUCAUUUCUAUGGUAUCGUCUUCCAUUAAAUAUUGUACAUACACCUGGUGCUGUUUUACGUCUGAGUGUUUGGGAUGAAGAUAUAGUAAAAGAAGAUGAUUUUAUUGGUGAAUGUUUUAUACCAUUAAUAAGUAUUGAAUCAUUAAAAAAUCGUGCAUCAAUACGUGAUGUUCCUGUAUCAGAAGUACGUUUGAAAAGACAAAAUAAAAAUGCUCAACCAAGAGUAUUUGAAUUGAUUCGAAAUCGUGCAAAAUUUGAUCAAGAAGCAGCUCUCUUUCUUAAACAACGUACUCGUGCAAUGGCAUCAGACAAUGGAAGUGAUAAUGCAUCUGUUAUAAGUGAUGAUAGAAAUUCAUCAGGUUCAUAUGCUAGUACAGCUCUACGUUCAUUACUUUGUAUGCUACCUUUUAACGUUGGUUUUGGUUUUCAUUCAACUACUCAUGAUCGAUCAGAUAUUGAUGAUGAUGAAGAAAUAAUCUAA